Triticum dicoccoides is the source of this 1243-nucleotide messenger RNA. RefSeq lists its product as uncharacterized. The record is from RefSeq and is a predicted model, not a curated record. The transcript has 2 exons. The coding region runs from base 7 to 579 and encodes 190 amino acids. Lineage: Eukaryota; Viridiplantae; Streptophyta; Magnoliopsida; Poales; Poaceae.
GCCUCAAUGAAAAAAGACCAGCGAAAAAAGACCUACGAAAGAAAAAACAACGACAAAAAAUCAGGCGACUCGCACGCACGAGCGAGGCCUAUCCCGUCGCCACCGCCCGACGCCGCCAGCCCCGUCCUCCUCCCUGGCUCCCGGCGCCGCCCGCCCCCCAUCUCCUCCUGCGAUCCUGGCGUCGCCCCGCCCCACCUUCUCCCUCACUUCCGGCGCUACCUAUCGAUCCCCUCGACGACACAGAGCCGCCGUCCUCUCGUGCGAUCUCGCAGCCGCAUCCGCCAACGCCGAUCCGGGCAGACGCGGCCGUCGUGGAUCACGAGGAUCCGGAUGAUGGGGGCGUGGAGAUGGCCAUGGAUCUGUUACGGCGACGACGGCGCCGGAUCCGCACCCGCAACAUCCGGAUGGAGGCCGGCGACGAACCCUAGCCUAGCCGUCAGCAUCGGGAUCCAACCCCUUCUCUCGGUGUUGGGGCAAGGCGUAUGGGGGUGCUUGUUGCGGCGGUGGACCUCGACCCGGCGACAUCUGCAGCAUCUCCCUCCCGUCGGGCUGCAGGACCUGUACGCCCAAGAGAUGUGAUGUAUGCACCUCAUGGUACACAUAGGGUUUUGAUUUGCUUUCCUUGACUGCAGAAGAUGUUAUUAUGAUGAGCCAGGUCAUGGUACACAGGCUAACUAAACAAGCUUCUGUUGUUUUAUUGUUGGUCGUUCCCGUCCACUGCUGCCAACAGUCAAUUUUCUGCAGGGUUUUUAUUUCUUUCUCUUCCAUCGAAAGCUCCUUUUUGCCACUGAUUAAUUAGUUGAUGCAUGUGGAGAUUUUCGAUACUAGGAGAACCAAGUUUAAACAUGUGCAAUUCCAUCUAUCUAGCAUCAAUGUCGGGUGAGGUUAGACUACAAGAAAGACUAGAUAUUAAGCUUGUUCAUUCUAUCUACACCUUUUGAAUCUGAAGUCACUACUGUUGUAAAUAAUGCUACUUGAGUACCUGGUUGAUUGGUUUUGUUUAUUGUGGCAUUGAGUAGCCUACUACAUUAGUGGUGUCAGCUAUAUUUUGUAAGUUUGUUAUCGAUUCAAUUUAGUUAUUUGUGUGUGUGAUUGAAAAAUAAUGGUUUACAUAUGAAUUGCUACAGUUUUAUAUAAUACUCUUUGAUCUGUGCUGCUAGGUCUGCUACUGCGUGCAUGACAACAUGAGGUGUCGCAAUCGGUGCGGUAUGCUGGUGAUAGAUGUUCUCGAUUGUGAUGCCCA